AUCAAAACAAACCAUCAUCACAUCCUGUCCAACAGGUAACUGGACAAAAUCAUCGAAAUUCCAAUCUGAAUAAAUCUCAACGUUCAAAUCAGUCAUUGAUUAAAAAGAAACAUCCAAUGGUAGAUGGAAAUCCACCAGGUGCACCGACAAAAUCUAAAUCAUUCUCUCAUAAAAAUUCAACUGAAAAGAAAAC
Messenger RNA from Schistosoma turkestanicum, 193 nucleotides. NCBI's taxonomy places the organism in Eukaryota, Metazoa, Platyhelminthes, Trematoda, Strigeidida, Schistosomatidae. The record is from the annotation of a GenBank genome assembly.